Messenger RNA from Paramecium primaurelia, 634 nucleotides. NCBI's taxonomy places the organism in Eukaryota, Ciliophora, Oligohymenophorea, Peniculida, Parameciidae. The record is from the annotation of a GenBank genome assembly.
UAAAAUAGCAUAAUCUUGGUAUAUCAAAUAGUAAUGAACUCAAUAUACAUAUGUAAAUAUCUUAAGCAAGUAUGAUAGACAUAGUAAUCGAUCCACCUUAAUUUGGUAUAGGAACUGUAUUUAAAUAGUAAUGUGAAUUAAUUAUUUGAAAUAAUGAAAUGAAUAUGAUAAGUACUGAGUAGAUUUACACUUAUAAAGUAUAUUGUGAAUUGUUAAAUAUUAAUAGUUUUAUUGUUUCUUCAGUCAAUUAACAAUCCUUGUCAAAAUCACUAUAAAUAUUAAGAUUUUUUGAAUUUUAGUAUUUUUCAAUUUCUAAAUAAAGAGUGGCUUAACAUUAAAAUGGUGUGUGAUUUCUAUUAUUUUAAAUAGUAAUUUCAAUUAAGACAUUUUUCCAUGUCAAUCGACUAAAUAGUAAUAAUUUAUAGAUACUUUUGGACUGAAUCAAAGUUAUAGGAACUGUUACUCAAUGAAUAAGUCAAUCUGAAGAAAUGAGGCUCUCUUUAAUUAUUAUUCUGUCUUGGGUAAACUUGCAAUAAUAAAUUUUAGUUAUCAAAAACUAUAUUUAAAUAAACUAGGUGUUCUGAGCUUGCUGUCCAAUAACCAAUUAUUAACUAAUCCUCAUUUUCAAUCAAAU